Lachancea nothofagi CBS 11611 is the source of this 1305-nucleotide messenger RNA. The record is from the annotation of a GenBank genome assembly. Lineage: Eukaryota; Fungi; Ascomycota; Saccharomycetes; Saccharomycetales; Saccharomycetaceae.
AUGUCCAUGUAUGGAUUCCGGCGAUAUUUUGCCGGUGGUACACCGUUGGAACGAUUAAAAUGGCCGACCAAGAAAUUCUGCAUGAAUAAUCGAUUUUUCGGUAGUGGAAGAGCUCCUCGUCCUUCCCAAUAUGGCCUUCGACCUGCUAGGAUGGGUAAAGUACUGUGGCGGUAUUUCAAUGCGCCGGGCAACGUUAUGUUUGUAACUACGAAUGUCGUUACUCUGGUGGGAAUUAUGUCGUAUACUACGCUGCAGGGCAUGGCUCGAGAACGGGCCAUGCAAGAAUAUCUCCAAGACAAGGCGUGGGAAUUUAGCUCUGAGGAAUCGUCGAAUGUGGUCUCGGGGAAAGCUGCUCCGUUUCGUAAAUACAAGGCUAGUGAUAUCUUACUCCAAAAAAAUGGGUCACCCGCUACAUGCCACAUGCAGCACGCAAAGAUGUCGUUAUUCCACUUGUUGUACUCGUUUUAUCUGUGUCGAGAUGCCACGGCACCAGAUCAAGGUUUGUCGGAGAAUGAUUCGACAGAGUGGAUUGCAGAAGCUCAACAACUGCGACAAGGGCUGCCGAAAGGUUCGCAACAGGUGUCUCCACAGACUUUUUACAGCAUCUGGCGUCAAGAGUUUGACCAGCUGUUCAGCAGCCUUAGUCGCUCACAACAAUUCCACAUGCCCAACUGGACCCAAUACCCUCACAGCCUUCAAGCCAUCUGUCAGAAACUUCAUGACAAUGAGCUGCGAACACUUUCAGAUUUCAUGCAGUUUUAUCAGAGCGUGAAGCCAGGAUCAAUUCGAGCUCUAUUGCGAGCAUGGCUCUACGACAAUUUCCGGCUAUUCCAGGUUACCACGGAUGUCGACAACGAAGGGUUUUAUCGGCACCUGGUUCAGACUUGCGGUAACGACCGAUACUUAUUUACACGCUAUGCAUCGAUCCUGCUCAAUCCAGACAACCCGCGACGCCGAGCGUUCUUCAAUCGUCAUAGCCAUGAAGAAAUGAGCGUUUCACUGGAUACAGUUCUAGAGGUGCUGAAGGGUAAUCUGCAGGCCGCUACAGGCGCUUUGAACAAGUCCAAUUGUCAUGAAUCCAUCUUGCGACUCGUCGCGCUUAUCCGGACCAGCUGUGUGACAAGCAGGGGCUCCAUGGGCAAACCCGAAGUGCGCGUUUUGCUGCCAGACAAUAAUUCGCAGUCUUGGGACUCCCAAAACGAACACCGAACCUCCUCCAAAGAUAGGAAUGCAUGCUACAAGUUAGUUAGCCAAAAUCCCGAAUUGAUGGCUGUUCUAGGAGCGAUAUCUAAUUUACCAUCCUAG